This is a messenger RNA of Zychaea mexicana, 1081 nucleotides long. RefSeq lists its product as uncharacterized. The transcript has 3 exons. Lineage: Eukaryota; Fungi; Mucoromycota; Mucoromycetes; Mucorales; Lichtheimiaceae. Bases 55 to 846 code for a protein of 263 amino acids. The record is from RefSeq and is a predicted model, not a curated record.
CCUUUCCCUUAUUUUUUCACUUAGGCAUUGCAACAUCUAAACAAACAGAAAAACAUGUAUUUGGCACCGCCUUUUGUUAUAUUCCUUUGCAUUGUUUACUUUCCGCAUCACAACAUCCUUGAUAUGCUUAGUAUGGUACUGGCGCCAUUGCGACUCAUAGCAUAUGCGGCCAUGCUAUUAUACCCAAAGUGCAACAACCCUCUGUCAUCUUACAAUUAUUGUAUUUGGCUUCCACCAGUACUUGCUUCUUUUUUCCACGACGGUCUUAGGAUGUACAUUCUUCUCAAAUCCUUAUGCGGCCGUCGAUUACCAGUCCCAUACGACACCGAGCUGUUCCAACUCAAAACAGCGUUGACCUGGCUCGCCAUCAUGAUCGUGUUUUGGACAAAUGCAGCUGUGCUACAACAGGCCCUGUUUGAUGUCACGAUUGGUUACACGAAAAAGCAAGAUGCUUUCGUGGAUACAAUAUUCGAGAUGCUUCUUGUGCCUCUUGUUCCUCCUCUCAAAAUCUUGGUCUACGUGAUCGCAUUAGUAGUUGCAUCAACGUCUUCGAGUGCAUCGUGGACUCUUGCGGCUGAACAGCAUCAUGGUGUACGACCACCACUAUUUUUGUUUUACUCCCUUGCAAUGCUCCAACCUGUCAGCUCUGGAUUCCGAGCUCUCUUUCUUUUCCUGCUACAGCACCAGCACCCCUUUUUUCGCUGGACACGUAUCAAAAAUAUCCUGUUUACGGCAGUUUGCUACAGCAUUAUACAUUGUGAAGCCGUUGUUACUUCCCGAUUGGUUGAUGAGAUUAUGGAUUUUCCGAUGUCUAUCAUAGAUAUGUUACUUCAAUUAGAGCAGUAAAAUUAAAGACAUGUAAGAAAAAUAAAACAGAAGUAAGCUGACAAAUUCUGAUAACGCGAUGCAUUAAAAUUUAAAGUGCCGCAAUAAGUGCUGCGCUCAGAUCAUGUGCACUUGAUCCGGAAAAACACAACUCCGCUGGGGUCUCCCCCCCAAUUUGUAUCUCGUUGGAGUGGCCCUCCACUCACUCCAUGACAGGCGCCAAGGCCUGCUCUUCCUGCUCUUCUUCUUCGUUUCC